ACACAUUUUGUUUUUGGCCAGUCGUGUGCAUUUACGUUCCUGCGUUGCUGUAGCGGCUAGCGCAGUCAACUUGUCCGCUGGAUACACCGAGAGCUAAUGGGGAUCCUCGUGCCACAGCCGUUUCCCUUGUCUCAGACGCCUCCGCCUGACAGCGACGAGGUGCUGCGCGAUUUUCUGCAAGAAAUGGCGGAGCUCGAUCGUCUGAACGCGCCCAAGACUCCCGAGCCAAAAACUCGCAAGCGUGAGGCGAUAGACACGCCUCCUCGACCCGCCAAGAAGGCAAAGAGGACAGAAACCCAGCCUCCUGACAAGUUUCAGCCACUAGAGACUCAAAUCCAGACCAACACGACGAUGACGAGGUGGCAGCGUCGCAAACUGGAGCUCGAGACGCUUAAGGAGCAGGCGGAAACACUAGCCAACUACGUGACUUUCCUCCAGGCAUGUCGUGUGCCUGGUAUGCUGCUGCAAGGCUCCAUUCACUUACCCCCUCAGCUUGAACAACUCGUUAAGUUGCAGACAGGAGGCUGGCAGGCCGCUGCGAUCCGAGAAAUCCGCCGUUGUCAAGCCUCACAACAGGAGAAUCAGGAGCUGAAAGAGAAAAUUCAGGCCUGUGUGCAGGACUCUGGCAGACUGCAGACGGCGUUGAACACCGCUCUAACGUUGCGCAGAGAGCAACUCGGUCGAAAUUCCGUUGCGGCGAGAGCUUUAAAAGUGGAAAUGAUGAUGGACCAGCACUUCUGGGCUGAUGACGCUCACAUCUUCGACAUGCUCGAAAGGAGCGUAAACGCCCGAGUCAGCGAGAUCCAAGCCAUAACCAGAGAGGUGUCACAGCCUGUGGUGACUGCAAAUACCGAGCAUGUCUGCAUCUGUCGCAAGGACGAAGCGCACGCUGCAGUGGAGUUCAAAACAAUGCGCGUGCUACCGUUUGAUGUGGAGACGGUAUCUAGUGUUUGCUGGCGAGUAGCAGAGCACGGCUGGAAAAAUCGAGGAGCUCGUGUUGUUAGACGAGCACAAGACGUUGUUUCAUCCGACUGGUGCUUCCCUGUUCAGCUCGACAAGGGCGAGACGGUGGAGAUCCGAGUUCGUUCCGUUGCCAAGCGCUUCAAGGUGCAACAAGGUUUUGUGGUCAUUGCAGAGUCUUCCACCGAGUGGCCUGCUCAUUUGGCUGCGUCUGGGGCCUGGUCCCGCGUGACGAGAGAAAGCGGAUGGGGCCUGGUACACUCAUACCCAGCCAACGGGAAUGGAUCGGAUGCACGUGACUCAUCAUCCUCCUCACCUGCGUCCGUGUCAAAGUUCGUGGUGCACAUGACUUGUGUGCCGUCUGGGCUUGACAGCGACACGAGUCGGAAACUACUCGGCAGUCCGGCCGUGAGCGACGUCGUCAUCCCCUCCUUUAGGACACUUAUUCGCAACCGGCAGCAAUGCGUAGACAAUCGACUCAUGGACGCUGCGUUCUUACAUGGAAAUUCUUCCAUAUCCGCUAUCUAAUAAAUACACAAACGUUAACUAUU
Messenger RNA from Phytophthora nicotianae INRA-310, 1511 nucleotides. RefSeq lists its product as hypothetical. The transcript has a single exon. The record is from RefSeq and is a predicted model, not a curated record. NCBI's taxonomy places the organism in Eukaryota, Oomycota, Peronosporomycetes, Peronosporales, Peronosporaceae. Bases 97 to 1488 code for a protein of 463 amino acids.